GAGGCUUCGCUGUGAUACUGGAGCAGUGCUGAGAGCAAAGGGAUGCGCAACUGAACCUGAAAGAGCCUGACUCAAUUCUGAGAGAGAAGCUUGAGAGAACUACAACACCUUCGAGCUCUUUUCUCAAGAUAUAAAUUUCUGCAUGAUGUAAGUCAGUGGUUUCCUCUCAACGACACAGAAUAGAAACAACACACACACUCACACUCUGAUAGAAGCUUGUAGAGGAGUUACAAACGAGCCCAAGGAGAGGCACCGCGGUUCUCUUUCAGGUUCUCUUUGGGGAAUAGUGAGGAACUACUGGAAACUGCUGUCUGAGAGUCUGUAGCCUUCUCUGAGUACAAGAUGCCUGUGAUGAAGGGCCUCCUAGCGCCACAAAACACCUUCCUGGAUACCAUUGCAAACCACUUUGAUGGCACUCACAGUAACUUCCUGCUGGGAAAUGCACUGGGUCGCUAUGGCUACCCCAUCGUGUACUGCUCUGACGGGUUUUGCGAGCUUACCGGUUUUGUUCGGACUGAGGUGAUGCAGAAAACUUGUACCUGCAGCUUUCUCCAUGGGGCUGAGACCCAUGAGAGUGUGACCCAACAGGUAGACAAAGCUCUGGAGGGACAGCAGGAGUACCAGGGAGAAGUCUGCUUCUAUAGGAAAAAUGGAAAUGCAUUUUGGUGCCUCCUGGAUAUCGUGCCAAUUAAAAACGAGAAAGGUGAGGUGGUGAUGUUCCUGUUAUCCUUUAAAGAUAUCAGUGAAUCUUAUGGGAAGAGCCACCACUAUGCCCCGGGAGAUGGUAUGUCAGAGGCUGCUCACCAGAGCAGGAAAAGCAACCGAUCGCACUUUUCCCAAGCUCGACAGAGGGGGAGGACUAUUCUGCACCACCUGACCAACCUGUUCACCAAGAGGGGCAAAAAGAAGCUGACCAAUAGUGUGUUCCAGAAACCGUCUCUACCUGAGUACAAGGUUGCAGCUGUGAAGAAGUCACGUUUCAUCCUGCUGCACUACAGCAUCUCCAAGGCCUUGUGGGACUGGCUAAUCCUACUGGCAACCUUCUACGUUGCUGUCACGGUGCCUUAUGAUGUCUGCUUUGUCAGUCAUGAUGAGGGCAGUGACCAUCACUCGCUUUUCAGUCGCAGCACCAUAGGCAGUGACAUAGCAGUGGAGAUGCUCUUCAUACUUGAUAUUAUCCUGAAUUUCCGUACCACUUAUGUGAGUCAGUCAGGUCAGGUAGUGUAUGACGCCCGAUCCAUCUACCUCCAUUACUGUACCACCUGGUUCUUUGUGGAUCUGAUCGCAGCUUUGCCCUUCGACCUUCUCUACGCCUUCAACAUCACAGUCACCUCGCUCGUGCACUUGUUGAAGACAGUUCGUCUUCUGCGUCUGCUUCGCCUGUUACAGAAACUGGAUCGCUACUCCCAGUACAGCGCUGUGGUCCUGACCCUGCUCAUGUCUGUGUUCGCCCUGCUGGCUCACUGGAUGGCUUGUGUCUGGUAUGUCAUCGGACGCAAGGAGAUAGAAAGCAGUGACCCCGUUACCUGGGACAUAGGGUGGCUUCAGGAGUUGGGAAAGCGUCUGGAGACGCCAUACAUCAACAGCACCAUGGGUGGUCCAUCCAUGCCUAGCGCCUACAUCGCCUCUCUCUACUUCACUCUCAGCAGCCUCACCAGUGUUGGUUUUGGCAAUGUGUGUGCCAACACAGAUGCCGAGAAAAUCUUCUCCAUCUGCAUUAUGCUCAUGGGCGCCCUGAUGCAUGCUGUGGUCUUUGGCAACGUGACGGCCAUCAUCCAGCGCAUGUACUCACGGCGCUCGCUGUAUCACACCCGAAUGAAGGAUCUUAAGGACUUCAUCCGUGUGCAUCGGCUACCUCAACAGCUGAAGCAGAGGAUGCUGGAGUACUUUCAGGCCACCUGGUCAGUCAACAAUGGUAUCAAUGCCAAUGAGUUGCUGCAUGACUUCCCAGAUGAACUGCGAGCUGAUAUUGCCAUGCAUCUGAACAAAGACAUCCUGCAGCUGCCUGUAUUUGAGCGAGCCAGCAGAGGGUGUCUGCGCUCCCUCUCCCUGCACAUUAAGACCUCCUUCUGUGCACCAGGAGAAUACCUUAUCCGCCACGGAGAUGCCCUACAAGCCAACUAUUUCGUCUGUUCCGGUUCCCUGGAGGUUCUGAAAGAUGGCAUGGUCCUAGCCAUCCUGGGCAAAGGUGACCUUAUUGGAGCUGAUCUCCCAGAACAUGACCAGGUGAUCAAGACCAAUGCAGAUGUGAAGGCACUUACCUACUGUGACUUGCAGUACAUCAGUGUGAGGGCUUUGAGGGAGGUCCUCGGGUUGUACCCAGAGUACGGCAGUCGGUUCAGCUCUGACAUCCACCACAACCUCACCUACAACUUGAGAGAGGGCAGUGAAGCUGAUGGAGUAACAAGGUUUCCAUGGACUCCCAGGUCUUCUCAGGGUCAUGUUUCUAUGGACCAUAAACUGCCCUUCAUCAUUGAGGCAGAUGAUGCAGAACAUGGAGAAGACAUGAAACACUCUCAGCAGAGGAGAGUGCCUCUGCUACAGAGAAUGGGCAGCCCUGUUCAUCAGCCCUGCCUCAGCACCCUGUUAGGGGAGGAGCUCCGCCACAUCAACGCACUCCGCCUCUGUCGGUCACCCGUUCAAGGUAGUAGAGGCCACAGCCCCUCUCCUCAGGCAUUCACCAGGGAGGAGCUCUCUUUGUCUCCUUUGCCCUGUCUCACCAGUGACCCGGACUUGAACCAUCGGCCUGCCAAGCUACUCAUGCCGUCUCUGCCUUGUGUUAGUCCACUGAACCUUAGCCCCAGGGUUGUAGAUGGAAUUGAGGACAAUAGUCACACAUUUCAAUUCAAUGUAGAGCAGAGCGAAGCAGAGACUACCGUCACAGAGCAGUUACAGGUGAGCGCUAAUCUGCUCUUGGAAACGGAGGAAGUGAGACAAAACAUAAGCAAACUGAACAAAGAGGUGAACAACUUGAACCAAGAUGUAUCCAACCUUGCCAAGGAGCUCCAUGACAUAAUGCAUUACCUGCAGUCUCAUAUGGCCAUGCUCCAUUAUAACUCUCCUGUUUCCUCGUAUUCCUAUGGCAUACAGAUGGUCCCCAGUCCUAAUGUGACUGCUUCCAGUGACUGGCAGUCUCAUGUCCCUCUAAAUAUAGCCACUGGGCUGCACCUCCAUCAUGAUGCGAUUAGCCACCCUGCUAGAAAUGGGUGGGGCUGCACUGGGAUGCCCUCCCAGGGCAGAAGUCCCACGUUGCUGCACUCUUCAAGCCCUAUGUCAUCCUGUUUACACUUGUGCUGCUCUGACAGAGAAGGGCCCACAGCUCACAGGCUACAGAGCCAGUGUGGCCCCUUCCAAACUACCAGAACAUCUUCAAACUCUUCUUACAUGACCCACUCUCAUGGAGGUCCAUCCCUUUUGGGCCUCAGUCCUGCCUUCAGUAGCUUCCCUGUGAUUUGCCAGGCCCCACAGGGGAUCUACAAUGCCUCUAUUCCUACAAUGAGCAACUCUCACUCCCUAUGUUCCCCAGUAAAUUCUGGCUACACCCAUGCCCCUCUGAGUGUUCAAACCAACUCUGAUCCCACACAUAAUCAUACCAGGUCCCAGACACCCAUCCAUACAUCCAUCACUCCCACUAGCCAGCCACAGUAUCACACUGCCUUCAGUUCUCUCAACCCCUUAGGAGUCCACACAUCUAUAUGCACAGGGCACAUCCCAGGCCAACAGAGCUCUAUCAAUAGUCCCACACAAAAUGACCCAGUAGGAUCCAGCUCUGUGCACCACACACAGGACUUUGCAUUUUCUCUGCUGGACCAGGUAACAGACAGAGAAACUAGAGCUUCACUGUAUCAAGAGAGGACAGACAAUAUUGAAUCUCAGGUAACGGGCAGCAGUACUCCAACCAUAGAGGUUGAACCCCCUCUCUUGGACAUUGAGGGAAUACAAAACCCACAAUGAUGACAUGCAGUAUCUUGUUGUGUUACUGUCUGAAUAUGAUGACUUUAUUGUACCUUUUAGUGUAAAGGAUUGUGUCUCUAGCAUUGAAUUUGUGCAUUUUUUUGUAUCAGGUACACCACAAGACAUUAUUACAAGAUUGAUUUACUGUUGAUAUUCACCUCAAAUCACAUAAAUUAUAGCAGCAACGUGCACAUAGACUUGACAUUCAAGCUACAAGCUAUGGGUAUGCAGCGCAACUCAGUUGUGACAGGUGGUUACCUGACUACCCUGUAGAUCUUCUCCGCUUACAUCUUGAUUCAAAAUGAGAAACAACUGGACCUGCUCAGCAUUUUUAUACCUAUACCACAGAACACAACUGGAUGUUAACUGAAAAAGUAAAAUUUGUGUACCUAUUUUUUAGGGAACCUUAUGAAUGAUAUAAAAAGAACCCCUGUAACAUGUAAUAGAGUGAUUGAUUCACACUUAUUUCACAGUUUUGUCUAUAUUUAAUAGCCUACAGUAAAAUAUGUUGUGCAAAGUAAAAUAUGUGUUUAAUAAUUCAUAAUAUAAGUCAAUAAGACAACCAAGGGUUUACUCAAUGUUACAUGGUAUAUAUAUAUAUAUAUACGCACACACAAUUGUGAUUAUGAUUAUUGCAGUUCCUAAUUGUGACCAGUAGAGGACAGCAAGCACACAUGAUUCAAAUUAGACUCUGGUAAGUCUUCAUCUCUAACUAGUGUCCAGGAAGGCACAAUAUGGUACAGACAAUUCAUGUACCUCACUUUCAGUGAAUAUGAACUAAAGGCUCAGAUAGUACAGGCUCAAAUUAGGGUCAAAAAGAUUUUCAGUGUGUAAAGUGAUACAGAUAAUUCCAAAAGAAAAUCAACCUUUGUAACCUUUAAAAUGCAAUAUUCAAAUUUGUGAAUGUGUAGAAGACAGUUCUGACUCUUUGCUCUUGCUCUUCCAUCUCGCUCCAGAUGACUACACUGAUACAGGCUCAAAUUUGGGUCAAAAUGAUUUUCAGUUUGUAAAGUGAUAAAUAAUCCCAAAGUAAGGCAUACAUCAACAUCAAAAGUAAACUAUGGAAUUAUAGAGAGACUCCUUGGUAAAAUUACAAUAAUAUAUGCUGAUUAUUGUGAAGAUAAUUACCUUGUUCAUGGGUCUCAAACACUUUAAAACAUCUAAAAGCAAUCUAAUCAAAUGGGGGUCUGUGGCCUCUUUGUGUCACUUGGGGUUCUUAAAGUGAAAAAGUUUGAGAACAUACAACAAAACUCCACUGCUGGAAUCAAACCAUGGAUGUUGCGGUUAUGAGACAUGUUAGCCCCCAAAGCACACCGUUAAUUUUUAUUUCAAAUAUUUACACCACUUAAUUAUGUCAGUGUCAGUUGUCACUCUGCUGCUGUUCAGAUGUCACGGAAAAGUGAAAAACAAACAAGUUUGUAAAUAAAAACCUG
Molecule: messenger RNA, 5387 nt
Organism: Seriola aureovittata
Lineage: Eukaryota; Metazoa; Chordata; Actinopteri; Carangiformes; Carangidae
Gene: kcnh4a
Product: potassium voltage-gated channel, subfamily H (eag-related), member 4a
Exons: 16
Coding region: 343-3954 (1203 amino acids)
Biological process (GO): regulation of membrane potential; potassium ion transmembrane transport
Cellular component (GO): membrane
Molecular function (GO): voltage-gated potassium channel activity
Source: RefSeq, a predicted model, not a curated record